AUGGCAUCUCUCCCCCUGCGAGGCACUGAAGCCUCAAUUUAUAUUAUCCCGGAGCCUGAUUUUUCCAUAGAUCUCGAUGCUCCUGAUGCCCAGUGGCCGGAUGUAGAGCCACCACCUGAGUUUUUCCAGGUCCCUGUUCGUAAAGAACAGGAAGGGUUGAAAGAAGAAGAAGAAGAAGAAGAAGAAGAAGAAGUCAAUUUGGACGAUAUCUGGGCGGCUGCGGCCGUGGACUUCGAGCAGGCGGAGCGUCUGGCCCGUUUAUCCUUGAGGGGAGAUUUAUACUCCCAUUUACCUCACUCUACCGUCAAUUGGUCAAUUGGGGGUAAACAUAUUUGUCGGGUUGAGGAGUGCCCCAAAUAUGGGGUCAGCUUUAGAAUUUUGGACGGCCUGAAGAAACAUCUAAAUACCCAGAUGCAUAAGGAGCUCGACCGGACCCUGGCCUCGCGGUUUAUUACUCCGCCCCCCGAGCCACAACCCGAGGUGCCUCCUCCACGGCCAACGAAGCGGCCUGUGUCACCUUCAGAGUUUUGGGAGCCCCGAGUUCGGGCCAGAUUGGGAACCUGGCUCGCAACGGAGGGUAUUUUGCCGGAUUCCGAGGAUGGUAUGGAUUCCGAGGAUGAUGGGAACUCUGUCGGUGGCCAGGUCGUGGAGGUCGCGGGGAGUUAG
Clonostachys rhizophaga is the source of this 666-nucleotide messenger RNA. Lineage: Eukaryota; Fungi; Ascomycota; Sordariomycetes; Hypocreales; Bionectriaceae. The record is from the annotation of a GenBank genome assembly.